Molecule: messenger RNA, 3573 nt
Organism: Caenorhabditis remanei
Lineage: Eukaryota; Metazoa; Nematoda; Chromadorea; Rhabditida; Rhabditidae
Exons: 12
Coding region: 1-3573 (1190 amino acids)
Biological process (GO): cell-cell adhesion; protein localization to cell-cell junction; cell-cell junction organization
Cellular component (GO): bicellular tight junction; plasma membrane
Molecular function (GO): cell adhesion molecule binding
Source: RefSeq, a predicted model, not a curated record
AUGUCGACCUCCGAAGAUCCGUGGUACAAAACUUCAAUUUCAAGCACAUCAUCAUGUAUAGAAGAAGAGCACGAGCCUGUUGAUCAGGAUGAAGAAGAGAUGUACAAUCCAAGUGGAUGCACGUGGCAGUUGCUCUCCGUCUCAUUACACAGAGCUGCCAAUCUCGGGUUCGGCAUAGCGAUAUCAGGUGGUCGCGACAAUCCACAUUUCACUUCUGGAGAUCCUGUCGUCGUCAUUUCUGACGUCGUGCCAAACGGACCAGCUUGGGGACUUCUCCAAGUAAAUGAUAGAAUACUAUCGGCGAACAACGUGUCAUUCGAGAACAUUGAUUAUAGUAGUGCCGUCGAUAUAAUCAAAAAUAAAGAUCACAUUGAUAUGAUAGUGAAGCGGCGAGUAGCAGUACCAAUGUUAGAAUACGAGCAAAGAACACUCAAGUUUACGUUAUCAAAGUCUCGUAAAAAAGAUGAUUUUGGGAUAGUUGUUGGAUGCAAAUUCUAUAUAAAAGAGAUCAGAAAUCCGAAGUUAGCUGAAAAAGAUCCAGGAUUGAAAGAAGGAGAUUCUGUAUUACGGAUAAACGGACAGAGUUUGGAUGGAGCUUCACUGGAAGAAGUGAAUAAGUGGUUGGAAAGAUCAAGAGAUAAAUUGUGUCUUGUUAUUCAAAGAGAUGUUCGAAGAGGUACUUCCAGAUGGCCAUCACAGAAUACGGUAUAUGAGAGAGUUGGGAGUGUAGCAGCCACUCCAAGGCACUCGCCGAGUCCAAUGUUGCCGCAUAUGCCCAUUACUCAGAGAAACUCUCACGAAUACGUGAAUUCUCCACGUCAUCGAUCAGAUGGGAGUGUGGAAAGACGUGUCUCCUCACCUGCGAAUUCCCAGUUAUCCAAUUUCAAUGGAAUGAAUACUUCUCAAAUCACAACUCAAGAAUAUGAUUGUUAUACUCGUCAACCAUCAAGAUCGAUUGAUGCGAAUGGCGUUGCAAAUAUCAUGUUUAGAAAAGUUGGCGGAAGUGUGGGAGUACGAGUAAUUGGUGGGAACGAAGUGGGUAUUUUCGUAUCUGCAGUGGCCGCCGACUCACCUGCAUCCCUCCACGGAGUGAGCUGUGGAGAUAGAAUUCUAGAAGUGAAUGGAAGAAAUAUGAGAGGAGUGACGAGAGAAUCAGCAGUUCAAUUACUUCUCGGUUUGGAUGAUAGAGUUUCUCUGAAAUUGGAACAUGCUAGACAAGAUUUCGAGCAUGUCCGGGCUAAUCAGUUAGGAGAUAAUUUCUAUAUCAGAUCUCACUUUUCAAGAGAGAAAAGAGAUAAGACAAGUCUGUUGGAACUGAGUAUCAAUGAGGGUGACAUUUUCCAUGUCACUGAUACAUUAUUCGGUGGAACAGUUGGAUUAUGGCAAGCAGCAAGGGUAUAUUCAUCAUCUGAAAACAAGGGAGAACCAGUGAAAGGAGUGAUUCCAAAUCAAACAACUGCUGAGACAAUUGCCAAGGAAUGGAGAGUUUACGUGGAACAGAAACAAGCUAAAUCAAGUGGAAGCGGCACUUUGCUCAGAAGGAAAUUCGAGUCACGACGCACGAAAUCACUCCCGAAAAAUAUGAUUUGUGACCCAACGGAACUGAAUCUUCCACUUCCAGCUUACGAAAGAGUGGCCUUGAAUACUCCUUCAUUCCAUAGACCUGUUGUUUUAUUCGGUCCUCUUGCUGAUAUUGCCAGACAUCAACUUCUGAAUCAAUUCUCCGCGAGGUUUGGAUCUCCAGAAUCCGAUGGAGGAGUCAUCAGACUCAGCUCAGUUGAUCAUGUGAUUGCAUCAAUGAAGCAUUGUGUUCUGGAUAUCUCGAUUGAGUCAGUGGAACGUCUUCAAUUGGCUCAAUAUGCUCCGAUCGUUGUGUUUUUGGAUGUUGAUGGAAGAUCCAAGAUUCGAGAGAUUCGAAAGAAGUGCAAUGCUCCUCACCUCUCAUCAAGGAAAUUGGCAGAAAGUGCGAAUCAAAUCAAGAAACAUCACUCUCAUCUACUGUCAGCUACAAUUGAUGCAACUCACGAGACUGGAUGGUUUGAUGCGUUGAGAGAACUCAUUGUUCACUUACAACAACGACGUCUUUGGAUGCCUGAAUUCCCACCGAAUCUCCCAUUGGAAGAUGUUCUUCUGUUCCCUCUUCCAAAGUAUGAAGGUGAUGUGGAUUCAUUGAAAAGUGAAUAUGUUGAGUAUAACAACGAAGGAAGUCUUCCAAGGAAACCGGAUAAAAACAGUAAAUACAAUUGGGACAGCAAUGGACCUCCGGGUCCUGGAGACUUGCCAAGUGAAAUGAGAGAGUAUUCAACUAUGCCGAGACCUCAUCAUCCACUGAGUACUCCACAAGAUUUCGGAGCUGUUAGGAAUCGUCAGUCAUCGAAUUCUCAGUCCACACUUUCCACAUUUGUCACGACGGCGUCUUCAUCGAACCCUCAGAAUCCUCAAAAUCUGCAGAAUCCGCAGAAUCCUCAACGACCUCUUCUGACUCCAACACGAGAUGAAUCCACGUCAAGAACAACUACACCACAUGGAUAUUAUCAUGUUAAGCAGCUACUUGACGAUGAUUCUCUCUAUCAAGAUGCUCGUCUUGCCAAUGAAAUAGCAAACGCGAGGUUACGAGAAGAAGCAAAACUUAGAGAAGAACGAGUUCAGAGGCAAAGAAUCGAGCUAUCUCCAUCAAAUCUUCAACAUCGUCUCGACAACACCACGCCCAAUAAUUUCGACUUUUCAAGUUUACCAGUGAACGGUGGUCCAUCUUCAAUGACAACGAAUCCGUCAUCUCUCAAUAAUACUCGAUACCAUCCUCUCACACCUUCAAGUAUGACGUCAUCAUCAUCUGGAGCAUCCCGUACGAAUCAACAACAACAACCGAACACACAGACCCCGCCCCCUCCAAGACCUCCUCCAGUUCAUCCAAACCCAUAUUCUCAAAGUUAUAUUAGGAAUAAAUGGAACAACGACGGAGCAAUUGAUGCAAGAGGAGGAGCUGAUGAAAGUCCCCAACCACCGGCAAUUCCAGCGAGAACAAAUGGAAGUGCAUCUCCUGCAAAUGCUAGUAUUUCAUUGACUGUCUCGAAUGUUCCUACUGGAUCUUCUAUAGCCUCAAAAUCUCCGACUCCUCGUUUAGAUGAAAACGAAAACGGGCAGAAAUCAGAGGAAGAAGAACCGACAGUAGUUGAAGAGAGUACGGCAUUGAUUGGAUCAAAAGGAGGAGUUAUACGAUGUGAGAAGUCAAACGUUGAGUUGAGGAUACCUCCAGGAGCAAUUAAUGACGGCGAGGAACAUGAAAUAUACGUGAAAGUUUGUCGAGAAGGUGAUUCAUCACCAAUCGAUAGAUCAAAAGGAGAAACAUUGUUGUCUCCGUUAGUCAUGUGUGGACCACAAGGUCUAAAAUUCGAGAAACAAUGUGAACUUCGAAUGCCACAUACUGGACCAAUAAGUGCAGAUUCAGAUGGACAAUGGUCAUUUUCACUGAAAACUGGAGAGGGAGGAGAAUGGAAACAUAUGGAAAUUGAGCAGCAGGCAACCAAUGCAAAUCAUGAUCAAUUUCUUACUGUACCUAUUACUCAUUUCUAG